Messenger RNA from Calidris pugnax (ruff), 1789 nucleotides. RefSeq names its product phosphoenolpyruvate carboxykinase [GTP], mitochondrial-like. Gene Ontology annotation, cellular component: cytosol. Gene Ontology annotation, molecular function: manganese ion binding; GTP binding; phosphoenolpyruvate carboxykinase (GTP) activity. The record is from RefSeq and is a predicted model, not a curated record. NCBI's taxonomy places the organism in Eukaryota, Metazoa, Chordata, Aves, Charadriiformes, Scolopacidae. Gene Ontology annotation, biological process: cellular response to glucose stimulus; cellular response to dexamethasone stimulus; response to starvation. The transcript has 6 exons. The annotation marks the transcript as partial.
CCGGCCCGCACUUUGGUAGCCCACGAGCCCGACCGACGCCGCAUCGUCUCCUUCGGCAGCGGCUACGGGGGCAACUCCCUGCUGGGCAAGAAGUGCUUCGCCCUCCGCAUCGCCUCCCGCCUGGCCCGCGAGCAGGGCUGGCUGGCCGAGCACAUGCUGAUCUUGGGGGUGACGGACCCCAAAGGGACCAAACGCUACGUGGCGGCCGCCUUCCCCAGUGCCUGUGGGAAGACCAACCUGGCCAUGAUGACCCCGGCCUUGCCCGGGUGGCGCGUCCAGUGCGUGGGCGACGACAUCGCUUGGAUGAAGUUCGAUGACGAAGGUCGCCUUCGAGCCAUCAACCCCGAGAGCGGGUUCUUCGGGGUGGCCCCGGGGACCUCGGAGAAGACCAACCCCAUGGCCAUGGCCACCAUCCGGGCCAACACCAUCUUCACCAACGUGGGCCAAUCCAGCGACGGCGGCGUCUACUGGGAAGGAAUCGACCAAUCCCUGCCCCCCGGCACCACUUUCACUUCCUGGUUGGGUCAACCAUGGAAACCCGGUGACCCCCAACCUUGCGCCCACCCCAACUCCCGCUUCUGCGCCCCCGCCCACCAGUGCCCCAUCAUGGACCCCAACUGGGAGGACCCUCGGGGGGUCCCCAUCGACGCCAUCAUUUUCGGGGGGCGCCGCCCCCAAGGUGUCCCCUUGGUCUACGAGGCCUUCAACUGGCGCCACGGGGUCUUCGUGGGCAGCGCCAUGAGGAGCGAGGCCACCGCCGCCGCCGAGCACAAGGGCCGUCGCUUGAUGCACGACCCCUUCGCCAUGCGCCCAUUCUUCGGCUACAACGCCGGCCACUACCUGGCCCACUGGUUGUCCCUUGGCCACCGCCGGGGGGUCCGCCUGCCCCACAUCUUCCACGUCAACUGGUUCCUCCGCGACCCCCAAUCGGGUCAAUUCCUUUGGCCGGGUUUCGGUCACAACGCUCGAGUCUUGGCUUGGAUCUGCAGCCGGGUGGCCGGAGAAGACAACGCGGUGGCCACCCCGGUGGGGUUGGUCCCCAAAGAAGGAGCUUUGGAUCUCGGGGGGCUUCCAGGGGUCUCCUACCAGAAGCUCUUCGCCAUCUCCAAGAGCUUCUGGGAGCAGGAGGUGAAGGAGUUGAGGAGCUACUACCUGGAGAACUUCGGAGAAGAUCUGCCCAAGGACAUCAUGGAGGAGCUGGAGGCCCUGGAGCAAAGGGUCAAGAAGAUGUGAGGUCGCCCGACCCUGCCCGGUGGCCACCAAAAGGGGGGUUGGUGGCCACCGGCGAUGGUGGGACGGCGUGGGGUGGUGGCCAUCGACGGUGGUGGCCAUCAACGUUGGUUGACCAUGGGUUGAUGGUCAUCGGUGUUGGUUGACCAUGGGGUUGGUGGCCACCAACGUUGGUCAAUCAUUGGGUUGGUGGCCACCAUCCUUCGUUGACCCUUGAGGGUUGGUGGCCACCAUUGGGUUGACCAUCAUCAUCCUUGGUUGACCCUCAUGGGUUGGUGGCCACCAACGUUGGUUGAUCAUUGGGUUGGUGGCCACCAUCCUUCGUUGACCACCAUGGGGUUGGUGGCCACCAUUGGUUGACCAUCACCAUCCUUGGUUGACCCUCUUGGGUUGGUGGCCACCAACGUUGGUUGACCCUCAUGGGGUUGGUGGUCACCAUUGGUUGACCAUCACCAUCUUUGGUUGACCCUCAUGGGUUGGUGGCCACCAACGUUGGUCAAACAUCAUAGGGUUGGUGGCCACCAGCGUUGGUUGACCCUCGAGGGUUGGUGGCCACCAA